CUCCAACGCCGUCCUCAACUGGCCCCCGGUCUUCCACCUCUGGCAACCGUCGCCUUCUCUUCCUCCGCCGCCUCCGUCCACUUCGCCUCCACAUUCUACUUCCUUUCUCUCUCAUCCGUUUCUCUCUCUUGACCAUAGCAGGCUUCUCCGGUCAACUUUCCUGGGCUUCCCGCAGCUCCCCCUUGGUCGAAUCUCCCAAAGAUCAAUUUUUGGACCGGCCAAUUUCCCGCCAAACGCAAGGCGGAGUGCUCACUUCGAGCAGCCGGAACUUCUGUUGCUGAGCUCAUUCAGCUCUGAGCAUCAGACAUGACUGGUUGAAGAUUUUGCAUUGACUUCGCUGCUCGAGCAUCUCCAAUGGAGUGCUCUUGGGUCCGCCCAGGCCACUGUUCUCGCUGAGAGUAGAGAGAUUGUUGAGAAAAAGAUGGCAUUGAAGCUUCUGUACAAGAAGAAAUGGAGCCAAGGCAGACUCGGGCGCUUCGAGGAUUGCAGAAGGAGAAGCUCAAGCAGCAGAGUUGACGAGUUCAGAGAAGCCGGCCGAACAAAUUCGAGGCUAAACACGGAAUUUCUGGUGUGUAAUGGAGUAAAAAUGCAUGGAAGGGAGAUUGAACUACCUUCAGUGUUUGGAUUUGCUGUCAAUGCUCCAUGUAGAGCAGGAAGCACACGCGGGUUCGGGAAUAGCUCCAUUCUGAUGGCAAUGUAUCGGAAACCUUGGAGGAAUAUAACUGGGAAUUUGGAUCAGUUUAAAGCUCUUGCAACUCUGACAGGUAAUCGAAGUUUAGAUCGCACGAAGAAACGGAUUAAUAUUCCGCAGCAGAGUCCUAUUGUGAAGGCUCUUCGUGAGGGUGAUAGAACAAGAGCUUCCGAUAUGCUCCAAAAACUUGGACGAAUGAAGCAUUCACUUCGAGCUAAUGAUUUCACUGAUAUUCUUAGGUACUGUGCAAAGUCAUCUGAUCCUGUGUUUGCAAUGGAGACUUGGAGGUUAAUUGAUGAGAGAAAAGUCAGACUAAACAGCUAUUUCUGCAUGCUCAUGGUUCAAGCUCUAUGUGAAGGAGGUUACUUGGAGGAGGCAUUCAAUCUGCUUCAAUAUCUUGGAGAAAAUCGCAAUGUGUACCCAAUUCUUCAUGUAUAUAAUUAUUUUCUGGGGAAUGCUGUAAAACGAAAGAAUGUAGUCUACGCUGGCAAGUGUUUGGAUCUGAUGGAGCGACGGCUCGUUGGCAAGAGUGAGCCCACUUAUUUUGCACUCCUCAAGCUUGCAGUUUUGCAGAAGAACAAGGCUGCAGUCCAUGAACUCUGGAAGGACUAUAUCAAACACUAUCCAGCAAACAUUUCCUUACUGGGAUAUUUUGUAGUGUCCUUCAAAGAGCUGGGGGACUUAAAAUCUGCAUAUGAAAUUUUGCAAUUUCUUGUCGCUUGUGCUGUCCCCAUAGCUGCCUUUGGUGUUAAAACCAUAAAUGGAAGGUCUAGAUUAGACAUCCCAAUACCUUUGAAAAACGAAUUAAGCUUCAAGAAAUGGGACUCUAAAGAGAUCAGCAAUUACGAUGAGGAAUUGGAUGGGCUUGGUAGCGGCAUGGGAACCACUUCCAUCUUUAGAAGAAAUAUAGCUCGUGAAAGUGUCUACCCAAUUGUGAGAGUAUUAGAAGAUACCUUCAAUACCUUGUUACAGGCUUGUGCACAAACCCGUAACUGCAGCUUGGCGGAGCAGCUAGUCCAGCAGAUGGAAAAUCUUGGUCUGAAGCGAUCACAACGUACAUAUGAUGGACUUUUGAGAGCAGUUGUUUAUGAGAAGGGUUUCGCUGAUGGCAUGAAAGUGUUGGAAAGAAUGCAAAAGAGAAAUUUGGAACCACGUAAAUCUACCCUUGCUACCCUUUCAAAAGGUUGUAGCAGGGCAUUGGAACUGGACAUGGCUGAGGCUCUACUGGAUCAACUUUCGGAAUGUCCAUACCCUUAUCCCUAUAAUGCUCUCCUUAAAGCAUGCAAAACAGUGGACGAACUUGAGCGAGCAGUUCGGGUAUUUGCUAAGAUGAAGAAAGCUGAAAGCAAACCAGAUAUUGUGACAUAUGAGCUGUUGUUUUCCUUGUUUGGUAAUGUUAACCCUCCAUAUGAAAAGGGCAACAUGUUUUCCCAGGCUGUUGUUGCCGCGAGGAUAAAGGCUAUAGAGGCGGAUAUGGCCAAAAACAAUGUUCUGCACAGCAGUACAUCGAUUAGAAAUUUGCUAAGAGCCCUUGGUCAAGAGGGCAUGAUAAAAGAGCUUAUCCGCUAUCUACGCAUGGCAGAGGACCUGUUCUCUCGCUACAACUUGCAACUUGGAACUCCAGUAUACAAUACUGUAUUAUUUGCACUGACCGCGGCUAAAGAAAGCAAUGGUGCUAUAGAAAUUUUCAAAACCAUGAGAAGGUGUGGGUUCCCUCUCGAUAACAUAACAUACAAUACCAUGAUCAGCUGCUGUUGCAACAUUGGGAGUUUCAGAUCUGCUACUGCAGUAGUUUCCAUGAUGAUUCGUGAUGGAUUUCUCCCGCAGACUUUGACUUACACAGCCCUCUUAAAGAUUGUUUUGGAUGACAACAACUUCGAUGAAGCUUUGGAUCUCCUGGAUCGGGCCUCCUCAGAAGGGGAUGAACUGGAUGUCCUCCUAUUCAACACUGUCUUGAAAAAAGUUGGUGACACGCGGAAACUCGAUUUGCUUGAGUACGUCAUUGAACAAAUUAGGCGAGCAAACAUAGGGCCUGACCCAUCAACCUGCAGCUACGUGUUUACUGCAUAUACAGACAGGGAGUUUAACAGAAUGGCUGCAGAAGCUCUUCAUGUUCUGAGCGUUCGAAUUAUCACUCAAGAAGGUGUUCUUCCUGCAGAGAAAAGGGCAGAGUAUGAAGACUUUAUCUUCAGCGAAGAUCCAGAAGCCGAGUCUCGAAUAGUCCAUCUUUUCGAGGAUUAUCGAGACAAUAUAGCUUUUGCUCUCAUGAAUCUAAGGUGGUGUGCCAUUCUUGGUCUUAUUGAUUCCAUCAAUUGGGCACCUGAUCAAAGCCCAUGGGCUCGAAGAAUCUCGGCUAACUACGAAGACAUGAUGCAAUCCCCUUGGCGCUGAACUUCUGCAAAAACCUUGUUUCAAAAGCCCGUCCGGCAAUGUUUCAAACAGAAACAAGAAACCCGGUUCCAAGUCGCUGAUCCUGCGAAACAAGCAAGCUCAAGAUCAUCAGAGGCGAUUGGCUCAUUGCAAGGCAAUCAAGAGUUCAAAGUUUCUGCAAGUAUUCAAAUCCUUCGGGGAUCAAGUUGUGACCAGGUUCGGUAAGUCGUGAUUUAUGACAACACGAGCAGGAGGAAUCCGUUCAGCGGAAGUCUUUUGGAAUGGACACACUAUUUUUUUGUACAAUAUUAGGGAAUUAAUUAAUUUUUGUCAGUACCAUGGAAUAAAAGCUUCAGAUCGAGAAAAGGGCAUCUUUCUCCAUUAGGAAAAAGAACGGGGCUGAAUUGCCCAUGUUCAUGAGCUGCGGGGCCUUCUGUAACUUUCCCCAAGCUAUUGAAAUUUUUGACAACUGGCUAUCAAAUAAUCUCUUUUCGCA
This is a messenger RNA of Punica granatum (pomegranate), 3557 nucleotides long. The record is from RefSeq and is a predicted model, not a curated record. NCBI's taxonomy places the organism in Eukaryota, Viridiplantae, Streptophyta, Magnoliopsida, Myrtales, Lythraceae.